AUGUUGCCUUUCCGCUCUUCGGCGGCUGUCUGGGAGCUGCUCCAGAGCCCGCUCAGGUUGCCGCUCAGAGCCGCGCUGAGAGGUCCGUUCAGCGGGUGGGCAGCCCCGCAGCCCGCCGGCAGGGAGGGCGGCUUCCGGGGCUUCUGCAGCCCGGUUCAGGGCCACAGCGAUGCGGGCAGCGAGACCUCCGCGGACAAGAGAAGGAAGGCCGGCAUCCUGCCCAGCCUGGAGGACCUGCUCUUCUACACCAUCGCCGAGGGACAGGAGAAGAUCCCUGCGCACAAGUUCACCACGGCUCUUAAAGCCACGGGGCUUCGGACAGGAGACCCUCGGCUCAGAGAAUGCAUGGAGAUGCUGAAGGUGACUGUAAAGACCACCUCAGACGGAGCGCUGGACCGACACCUCUUCAAGAAAUGUGUGCAGAGCAACAUCGUCCUGCUCACCCAGGCCUUCAGGAAGAAGUUUGUCAUCCCGGACUUCCAGUCGUUCUGCGCCCACAUCGAUGAGCUCUACGACAAAGCCAAAAACAUGUCCGGAGGGCAGGUGGCAGACUACAUUCCUCAGCUGGCUCGCUUCAGCCCUGACCUUUGGAGCGUCGCUCUGUGCACCGUCGACGGCCAGCGGCACACGGUGGGAGACACCAAGGUCCCCUUCUGCCUGCAGUCGUGUGUGAAGCCGCUGAAAUACGCCAUCGCCGUCCACGACCACGGCACGGAGUACGUGCACCGCUUCAUCGGCAAAGAGCCCAGCGGCCUGAGGUUCAACAAGCUCUUCCUGAACGAGGAAGAUAAACCCCACAACCCCAUGGUUAACGCUGGAGCCAUUGUCUGCACCUCCCUGAUCAAGCAAGGAGCCAGCAACGCCGAGAAGUUCGACUAUGUGAUGAACUUCAUGAACAAACUUGCAGGAAACGAGUACGUGGGUUUCAGCAACGCCACGUUCCAGUCGGAGCGCGAGUCUGGAGACAGGAACUUUGCCAUCGGCUACUACCUGAAGGAGAAGAAGUGCUUCCCUGAAGGAACCGACAUGACGUCCAUCCUGGACUUCUACUUCCAGCUCUGCUCCAUCGAGGUGACCUGUGAGAGCGCCAGCGUCAUGGCGGCGACGCUGGCCAACGGCGGCUUCUGUCCAAUCACAGGCGAGCGCGUGCUGAGCCCCGAGGCGGUCCGGAACACGCUGAGUCUGAUGCACUCCUGCGGCAUGUACGACUUCUCCGGGCAGUUCGCCUUCCACGUCGGUCUUCCGGCCAAAUCCGGAGUGGCUGGUGGGAUUCUGCUGGUGGUUCCUAACGUGAUGGGCAUCAUGUGCUGGUCUCCUCCUCUGGACAAACUGGGAAACAGCGUGAGAGGAAUCCAGUUCUGCACGGAUCUGGUUUCCCUCUUCAACUUCCACAACUACGACAACCUGAGGCACUUCGCCAAGAAGCAUGACCCUCGGCGGGAAGGCGGAGACCAGAGGGUGAAGUCCGUCAUCAACCUGCUGUUCGCUGCGUACACCGGAGACGUGUCGGCGCUGCGCAGGUUCGCCCUGUCCUCCAUGGACAUGGAGCAGAGGGACUACGACUCCAGGACGGCGCUGCACGUGGCUGCAGCUGAAGGUCACGCUGAGGUGGUCCGCUUCCUGCUGGAGGCCUGUAAGGUCAACCCGGUGCCCAAAGACAGGUGGGGCAACACGCCGAUGGACGAGGCGGUGCACUUCGGCCAUCACGACGUGGUGACCAUCCUGAAAGAUUACCACACCAAGUACAGCCCUCAGGACAGCGCCGCCGAGAAGCAGAGCGCCGAGAAGAACCUGGACGGGAUGCUGUGAGUGACGGAGGCGGCGGUCCUGCAGGAUAAGCCCGACAUCCUUCAGUAUAAAAGCUCCUCAUUUCUCUGUUGCUUUUAUUCUGAAAAUCAAGUAGCAGCAGGAUGUGGGGUCCCACAGUUUAACCGUUCCUCCUCAGAGCCGUGGGCUGUGACCCCUGACCCCGCCCACUGGGUGUUCCUUUCCUCCUGAGGUGUUUGAUGUCAUCUGUGUAAAUAUGUAGUCGUCGGUCUGCAGUCACCUUUUUUCUUUUUCUGGUGUUUUAUUUAAACUUUGUUUUUACUUUUCCUGUUAAACUGAACUGUUCUCGUUCCAAAGUUUCAGUUUUUUCGUUCUUCUCGUUGAACCUGAAGGGGUUAAAGAAGCAGCCAAUCAGAGGCGGCUCUGCCAGGCUGCAUGGACCCGGUUCUGCUUUAUGGGUCAGAAUGAGAAGCUGCAGGUCAGUCAGCUGUUCUCCUAUAGGACGGCUCGGAUCUUUACCAGAACCGGAACAAACGCAGUCCUGCAGCUGGAUUUAUAAACAGCACUGUUUAUAAAUCCAGCUGGAAACAGGCAGGCAGAAGGAAGCUGUUUUUAAAUCACAUAACCAGUUAUUAUCGGAUGCUCCUGAUGAAGCGGAGCAGAACCUUCCCGGCCCGCCAGACUGACCCACGCUGGGAGUCAUCACAGAGUUUACCCAUAAUGCAGCAAUCAAAGAUUGAAAAGCUGUGUAUUUAUAAGCGUUUAAGUGUUCAACAUCUUUAUUUCUAGAUUUAAAAAUAUUGUAAAGUUUUUAAUUUUAAUGUUUGUGUAGCUUUUUACUAUUUAGUUUGAAUGAUUUUAGAUCCUCUUUCUGUGCAGUGUAAAAUUCAAGAUGGCCGCUGAAAUGGAGCAAUCAUUUAAUGACGAGUUUUGUUCUUUUUUUGAGUUUUUAAGGCACUAAAGGUCAGAUUCAAACCCGGGUCGCCUCCGUACAUGUUUAACAUUUUAUCAAAUUGCUUCUAUAAGUUUUCUUUAAAUGUGUUUUUGCAUCCCAUCCGUAUUUAUCCGAUUGGUUCUGAUGCGUUCCUGCUGAGUCCGGUUCCUACCUGCUCCGUUCCGUC
Cyprinodon variegatus (sheepshead minnow) is the source of this 2888-nucleotide messenger RNA. It is a transcript of the gene gls, whose product is annotated as glutaminase. Gene Ontology annotation, molecular function: protein binding; glutaminase activity. The record is from RefSeq and is a predicted model, not a curated record. NCBI's taxonomy places the organism in Eukaryota, Metazoa, Chordata, Actinopteri, Cyprinodontiformes, Cyprinodontidae. Bases 1 to 1809 code for a protein of 602 amino acids. The transcript is spliced from 17 exons. Gene Ontology annotation, biological process: L-glutamine catabolic process.